Messenger RNA from Cyclocybe aegerita, 369 nucleotides. NCBI's taxonomy places the organism in Eukaryota, Fungi, Basidiomycota, Agaricomycetes, Agaricales, Hemipholiotaceae. The record is from the annotation of a GenBank genome assembly.
AUGCCCAAAGCCACCCCCGCCAAAGGUGCUGCUACCAAGCACAAGUUCGUUAUCGACUACUCGAAGCCCGCCGCGGACGGUGUCUUCGAUGGUGCCGAUUUCGAAAAAUUCCUUCACGACCGCAUCAAGGUAGAGGGAAAGGCUGGCCAGCUUGGUGACAACGUCAAAGUCGUCCGGGAUGGCAACACGAAAAUCACCGUGACCUCCAACGUGCCAUUCUCAAAACGGUACCUGAAAUACCUCACAAAGAAGUUCUUGAAGAAGAACAGCUUGCGUGACUGGAUUCGGGUUGUCGCUUCUUCGAAAGACAACUACCAACUGCGCUUCUACAAUAUUGCUGGCACUGGUGAGGACGAGGACGAGGAUUAG